UCAGCCACAUGAAAGCAGGAAACAAAACAGGAAUUUUAGUGUUCACCCUCCUUGGACUCUCUGAGGAUCCAGAACUGCAGCCCCUCAUCUUUGGACUGUUCCUCUCCAUGUAUGUGGUCACUGUGCUUGGGAACUUGCUCAUCAUCCUAAUCAUCAGCUUUGACUCCCACCUCCACACCCCCAUGUACUUCUUCCUCUCCAACCUGUCCUUGGUUGACAUCUGCUUCAGCACCACCAUAAUCCCCAAUAUGCUGGUGAGCAUCCAGACAGAGAACAAAGCCAUUUCCUACAUGAAUUGCCUCACUCAGGUGUAUUUUUCCAUGUUUUUUCCUAUCCUGGACACCCUACUCCUGACCGUGAUGGCCUACGACCGGUAUGUGGCCAUCUGUCAGCCCCUGCAUUACAUGGUCAUCAUGAACCCUCGUCUCUGUGGCUUGCUAGUUUUUAUUACUUGGUUCAUUGGUGUCAUGACAUCCCUCCUCCAUAUCUCUCUGAUGAUGCAUCUGAAUUUCUGUAGGGAUCUUGAAAUUCCACUUUUCUUCUGUGAGGUGACACAGAUCCUCAAGUUGGCCUGCUCUGAUACCUUCCUGAAUAGCGUACUGUUAUACUUUAUGACUGGUGUGCUGGGUGUGUUCCCCCUUUUGGGGAUCCUAUUCUCCUACUCAAGAAUUACUUCAGCCAUAAGGAAGAUGUCCUCAUUGCAGGGAAGGCAAAAAGCGUUUGCCACCUGUGGGUCUCAUCUUUCAGUGGUUUCUUUAUUUUAUGCGGCAGGCAUUGGGGUCUACUUCACUUCUUCGAUGACUCACUCUUCCCAGGAAGUCUCAGUGGCCUCAGUGAUGUACACCGUGGUCACCCCUAUGCUGAACCCCUUCAUCUACAGCUUGAGAAACAAGGAUGUAAAGGGUGCCCUGGGAAGGCUUCUUAGCAGAGCAGUCUCUUGUCUGUGAUAAAAUAAAUCUAUUGGUCCUGGGACUGAGAAGGUUUGUGAGUACCAGUGGCAAACACUUUAUUCCGAAGUUCUUAUACUUGAAUAUCUCAAAGGAUCUUAUUCUUUUAUCCAGUUCUUAAGGACCUAUGAAUUUGCUCUCUCUUAGUUUUUUACACACAUUUAAACAACCAAUCUCUGAGUAAUUUCUUUGAUGACUUUUUUGUCCUAUUGGUUGUCCAAAAAUUAUGUCCUUGGUCUUAUUCUUUACCUUCACACUCGUGAGUUCUAAACUUGGAUUUAAGGCAUUUACUAUAUCUUUGUUAUCUCAAAUGUUGGCCUAGAGAGUUUAAAGUGUUAACUUUAAUUUAUUUCUAUGUGUUUGAU
Molecule: messenger RNA, 1312 nt
Organism: Myotis davidii
Lineage: Eukaryota; Metazoa; Chordata; Mammalia; Chiroptera; Vespertilionidae
Product: olfactory receptor 7D2
Exons: 1
Coding region: 9-947 (312 amino acids)
Biological process (GO): G protein-coupled receptor signaling pathway
Cellular component (GO): membrane
Molecular function (GO): G protein-coupled receptor activity; olfactory receptor activity
Source: RefSeq, a predicted model, not a curated record